UUUCUUCCAUUACCAAAACACUACUGUAGUGACAGCAGUCGAUGUUGUAGUUCAGCUUGCAAUCUAAUUGUUUUAUGCAAUGGUAAUGUAGCCGUGGUGGGUAAAAAGCUAGCUAAUGUUUGUUAUUAGCAUGCUAAACUAGACUAGCCAUUAGCUAGCUAAUGUAACUAACUAACUACAUAAUAUCUAACGCUGGUUAGCGUUACCUUGUUUACUUCAUAGCUAAUUUGACAAUGUAUAGACUCCGACUAUACGAGGCCGACGUCAGCGUCUUAUUCGCCAGCUUCUUGCUCGAAUUUUCCCGUUCGACCUUAAAUGGUGCAGCAGUUGCAUUCUCAGAAUUUAAGUGCUGCACCAUUUAAGGUGGAAGUGGAAAAGUUGAGUUGUUGACUAGCUAAAAAGAGGCUGACUUCAGCUCGCCAAACAAUGGCUACUGACCAUAUGUGCUAUAGUUUUCAAUACUUAUGGGUCACCUAAAGGAUGGAAAACGUUCAUCUUGCCGCAGAAGACGAAGAUGACUUGUAUUCGGGUUACAAUGACUACAAUCCAACAUUUGACUCAGAGGAACUGGACAAUGAUGUUGGCUUUCAGCAAGCCGUCAGGACCAGUCAUGGCAGACGACCUCCAAUGACUGCAAAGUUUCCUGGCACUGCUCUUGGUGGAAGACCCAUAGGAACCUCUUUUGGUUCACGGAUGCCCAUGGGCUCUUCAAUGGGAAGACCUACAACUGGAGCAGUACAGGUCAGAGUCUACUCCGCAUUUCUAGGCAUGGCACAGAGCAUGGAUGGGGCUGCUCGUCCUAUGACUGCAGUGCGGGCAGCAGGAUAUUCUUCUUCUUUGGCCAGAGGUUCAACAUUUGAUCCACUUGGCCAAUCAAGAGGACCAGCUCCUCCAUUAGAAGCAAAAAAUGAAGACACUCCAGAAGAGAAGAUUAAGAUCCUGGAAAAGAAGGUGAAUGAUUUGAUAGAAGAAAGUUGCUUAGCCCAAGGAAAUGGGGACCUGCAACUGGCGCUAGAAAAGGCCAAAGAAGCAGGUAGAAAAGAACGGGCAUUGGUGAGACAAAGAGAACAAACUGGUACUGCAGACCAUAUCACUUUGGAUCUGACCUAUUCAGUGCUGUUUAAUCUGGCAAACCAGUAUGCCAAUAAUGACAUGAACACAGAGGCCUUGAACACUUACCAGGUCAUUGUGAAGAACAAAAUGUUCAAUAAUGCAGGACGGUUGAAAGUGAACAUGGGUAACAUCUACUUUAAACAGAAAAACUACCCCAAGGCAAUUAAAUUUUACCGUAUGGCUUUAGACCAAAUCUCCAAUGCACACACAGAGAUGAGGAUUAAGAUCAUGCAGAACAUCGGUGUUUCUUUUAUACGAAUGGGCCAGUACUCAGACGCCAUUACCUCCUUUGAUCAUAUUAUGAGUGAGAGCCCCAACAUAAAGACAGGAUUCAACCUAAUCCUCUGCUACUAUGCCAUUGGAGACCGUGAGAGGAUGAAGAAAUCUUUCCAGAAACUGAUUUGUGUACUUCUUGGAAUUGAUGAGGAAGACAAGUACAUCUCUCCAAAUGAUGACCCUCAUACAAACCUAUUGAUAGAAGCGAUCAAGAAUGAUCAGCUGCACCAGAUGGAGCGAGAAAGGAAAGCAUUAGCUGAGAAAUACAUCAUGACCUCAGCAAAACUUAUUGCCCCAGCCAUUGAGUCCACUUUUGCAGCUGGAUUUGACUGGUGUGUAGAUAUGGUUAAAAGUUCACAGUAUGUGGAGCUGGCGAAUGAUCUAGAGAUCAACAAAGCGAUUACCUAUCUGAGACAGAAGGAAUUCAACCAGGCUGAGGCUGUGGAGACGCUAAAGACUUUUGAGAAGAAAGACAGCCGGGUGAAGAGUGCUGCUGCUACUAACCUUUCCUUCCUCUACUUUUUGGAGAAAGACUACGAUCAAGCCGACCGCUAUGCUGAUCUGGCCAUGAAUGCUGACCGCUACAACCCUGCUGCACUAAUUAACAAAGGCAACACAGUAUUUGUGAAGGAGGACUAUGAGAAAGCAGCUGAGUUCUAUAAAGAGGCUUUGCGGAAUGACUCAUCCUGCACAGAGGCUCUCUAUAACUUAGGGUUGACCUAUAAGAGGCUGGGACGGCUGGAAGAAGCCCUGGACUGCUUUCUGAAGCUCCACGCCAUACUUAGGAACAGCGCUCAAGUCAUGUAUCAGCUGGCCAACCUAUAUGAGAUGUUGGAGGAUCCUCACCAAGCUAUUGAAUGGCUCAUGCAGCUCAUCACUGUCACUCCCACUGAUCCUCAUGUCCUGGCCAAACUGGGAGAGUUGUAUGACAAUGAGGGCGAUAAGUCACAAGCCUUUCAGUACUAUUAUGAGUCUUUUAGAUAUUUUCCCUCAAACAUCGAGGUCAUUGAAUGGUUGGGAGCAUAUUAUAUUGAUACACAGUUCUGUGAAAAGGCAAUUCAGUAUUUUGAGAGAGCAACACUCAUACAGCCUAACAACGUUGUAUGGCAGCUGAUGGUAGCUAGCUGCUACAGGAGGAGUGGAAAUUAUCAGAAAGCACUUGAGACGUAUAAGGACAUUCAUCGCAAAUUCCCGGAAAAUGUAGAAUGUCUUCGAUUCCUUGUGAGAUUAUGCACAGAUAUGGGCUUAAAGGAGGUGCAGGAUUAUGCCACCAAACUGAAGAAAGUGGAAAAAAUGAAGGAGAUCAGAGAGCAGAGGGUGAAGUCAGGGAGAGAAAGCAGUGCUCGAGGUCGGAGAGAAGGCAGUGCCAGCAGUGGUGGCAGCCCAAACCCCAUACACAUGCCACCUUACAAACCCAGUGAUGUGAAUAUCAGAGCAGAUUACUCUGUCGGUAUGUUAGGAAGCAUCUUAAGCCCUAUCCAGACACCUCCAAAGAAGCCAAAUGUCUCGCACUCAGAGACGAACCACAGCCCUGCACUGGAGCGGGCUAGAGACAGUGGACAGAGCAGUCAUGGUACCAGUGCCAAGGGUGAGCGGCUGAGUGUGAAGCUGAGGUCACUUCCAGGAUCCAAUGAACCAUAUGAAGCAAGCUCCCAAAGAGAUUUAGAUGCUUCUUAUGUUGAUCCCUUGGGACCGCAGAUGGAGAGGCCAAAGACUGCGGCGAAGAAGCGCACAGAGGAAGAUGAGUUUGCAGAUGAAGAGCUGGGGGAUGACUUACUGCCAGAGUGAUUGCUUAUUUUUCCUCUAUUCUCUCAACAUUCCAUGCACUUUUUUUCUGUGGUAAAUCUGUAAGUGUAAUAUAAGUAGCUCUUAUGAGACCAGAAUCUUACAGGGAGCAUUUGUGCUUCCAGCUCACCUGAACACACUGUUGACUAAUACAGAUUCCAUAUGUAGCUCUGGGGUAUUUUAUCCAUAUUACUUCACAUGGAAAUGUUUUUUCCAUGUGAACAUAUGUAACACCCACAAAUGUAUUGCCGAUUUGAAAAACUACAAAAACAACAUGCAAUAUACUUUUUAAUAUUUAAACACACCACACACACACACACACACACACUAGUGUACUAUAUACUGUAAUAUACCAUUGUAUUUUCAAUAAAAU
Molecule: messenger RNA, 3547 nt
Organism: Pygocentrus nattereri (red-bellied piranha)
Lineage: Eukaryota; Metazoa; Chordata; Actinopteri; Characiformes; Serrasalmidae
Gene: ift88
Product: intraflagellar transport 88 homolog
Exons: 32
Coding region: 481-3177 (898 amino acids)
Biological process (GO): inner ear receptor cell stereocilium organization; intraciliary transport; kidney development
Cellular component (GO): ciliary basal body; non-motile cilium; ciliary base
Molecular function (GO): kinesin binding
Source: RefSeq, a predicted model, not a curated record